Messenger RNA from Aspergillus heteromorphus CBS 117.55, 942 nucleotides. Its product is annotated as syntaxin. The transcript is spliced from 5 exons. Bases 1 to 942 code for a protein of 313 amino acids. Gene Ontology annotation, cellular component: plasma membrane; SNARE complex; endomembrane system. Gene Ontology annotation, molecular function: SNAP receptor activity; SNARE binding. The record is from RefSeq and is a predicted model, not a curated record. Gene Ontology annotation, biological process: vesicle fusion; exocytosis; intracellular protein transport. NCBI's taxonomy places the organism in Eukaryota, Fungi, Ascomycota, Eurotiomycetes, Eurotiales, Aspergillaceae.
AUGAGUUACGGUAACCAAGGUGGCUACGGCCAGUACAACCCCUAUGGCGACCAGGGCGGCCACCAGAACCCCUACAGCCAGGUCCCCGAUGCCGAUGUGGAGCAGGGCAACGGCAGCUAUGAGAUGUCCUCGUACGACCAGCCCCAGCAGCCCGCCGACGCGACCACCCUAUUGAACAAGUGCCGCGAGAUCAACGACGGUAUUGCGGAUGUCCGCGCCAAGCGCGAGGGUCAGCUUGCGGCCGCCCAGAAUGCCUUGCUGGACUCGAGCACCGGGAAGGAGGACCAGGUCACCCGCCAGAACCUGGACUACAUCGAGGAUGAGGUCAACAACGGCUUCCGGUACCUUCGCGACCUUCUGAAGAAGGUCCGCCAGACCCCCGGCUCCGGAGACAACCGCGUGCAGACCCAGAUCGACGUCACCAGCCGCAACCUCCGUCGCGAAAUCGAGCAGUACCAGCGCAGCCAGUCCGAGUUCCAGAAGCGCCUGCGCGAGCAGGUCCGCAGACGUUACGAGAUCGCCAACCCCGAUGCCACCCCCGAGGAAUUGGAGCAGGGCGUGGACAGUGUCCUGUUGGGACAGGAGCAGAGCUUCCAGGUCACCGGUAGCCGCACCAGGCAGGCCAACGACGCCAGACAGGCCGCUAUGGAGCGAUCGGCCGCGAUUCGCAAGAUCGAGCAGGAUAUGAUGGAGCUGGGCCGACUGUACCAGGAGGUGGCCGAGCUUGUCCACCAGCAAGAGCCCCAGGUGGAGCAGAUCAACCAGGACGCCGACAACGUCGCCACGAACGUGACGAACGCGAACACCCAGAUCACGGAAGCGAUCGCCAGCGCUCGCCGGGCCAGAAAGUGGAAGUGGUACGCCCUGCUGGUCGUUAUUCUUAUCAUCGCCAUCGUUGUUGGUGUUGCCGUCGGUGUGACCGAGGCGAACAAGAAGUCAUAA